Olea europaea var. sylvestris is the source of this 2199-nucleotide messenger RNA. Its product is annotated as anaphase-promoting complex subunit 8. Gene Ontology annotation, molecular function: protein binding. The transcript has 4 exons. The coding region runs from base 213 to 1955 and encodes 580 amino acids. NCBI's taxonomy places the organism in Eukaryota, Viridiplantae, Streptophyta, Magnoliopsida, Lamiales, Oleaceae. Gene Ontology annotation, biological process: cell division. Gene Ontology annotation, cellular component: anaphase-promoting complex. The record is from RefSeq and is a predicted model, not a curated record.
CAAAAAUGUACACACCCUAGCCCCUCCUUCCUCACCCUCGCAGCCGCGCUCCCCAAAAUCAAAUUGAUCUGUUACUGUGCGUAACAGCUCCUCACUGCUUUGCAACAAUUUACGUGGAAAACACACAGCAGCACAAAAAUUCUGUGUGAUGUUAAGCUACAAUAGCAACAAUAAAGAGAGAAGAAAAGGGUAAAAGAGGAUCCCACAUAACAAUGGCGUCUAAAGAAACCUGCAGAACCGAACUCCGUUCUGCCGUACGACUCCUCAGCGACCGUUGUCUCUACUCUGCGUCCAAAUGGGCAGCGGAGCAAUUGAUGGGGAUAGAGCAAGAUCCCGCGAAGUAUACCCCUUCGCACACUCGAUUCCAGCGUGGAAGCUCCAGCAUCCGCCGCCGGUUCCGAACCGCCGCCUCCGGCGACUCCUCCGCCACCCCUUCAGGUGGGGUGUCCUAUGUGGCCACGCCGUUGAUGGCGGGGGUAGAGGAGUAUGAUUAUGCUGCCGUCGAUAACGAUUUUUAUUUGCUAGCAAAGUCUUACUUUGACUGUAGAGAAUACCGCCGGGCGGCCCAUGUGCUCCGGGACCAGAUAAGCAAGAAAGCCAUUUUCCUACGCUGUUACGCACUUUAUUUGGCUGGAGAAAAGCGAAAAGAAGAAGAGAUGAUAGAACUGGAGGGACCCUUAGGCAAGAGUGAUGCUGUGAAUAAAGAAAAUGUUUCUCUCGAGAGGGAGUUGUCCACACUUCGCAAAAAUGGAACAAUAGAUUCCUUUUGUCUUUACGUGUAUGGUCUUGUCCUUAAGGAGAAGGGCAGUGAGAAUCUUGCGAGGACAGUGCUUGUCGAGUCUGUAAACAGUUAUCCUUGGAAUUGGAGUGCUUGGUCCGAACUACAAUCCUUGUGCACUACUAUUGAGACAUUAAAUAGUCUUAAUCUUAAUAACCAUUGGAUGAAGGACUUUUUUCUUGCCUGUACAUACCAGGAACUCCGGAUGCAUAAUGAAUCCUUGUCCAAGUAUGAACAUCUGCAAACAACCUUCAGUUUUAGCAAUUAUAUCCAGGCCCAAAUUGCUAAAGCUCAGUAUAAUCUGAGGGAAUUUGAAGUAGUCGAAGUUAUAUUUGAAGAGCUUUUAAGAAACGAUCCAUAUAGAAUUGAAGACAUGGAUAUGUAUUCCAACGUCCUCUAUGCAAAGGAAUGCUUCUCUGCUUUAAGUUAUCUUGCUCACAGAGUGUUUUUAACAGAUAAAUACAGACCCGAGUCUUGUUGUAUUAUUGGAAACUAUUACAGUUUGAAGGGGCAGCAUGAAAAGUCAGUUGUGUAUUUCCGGCGUGCACUCAAAUUAAAUAAAAAUUAUUUAUCAGCUUGGACACUCAUGGGUCACGAGUAUGUCGAGAUGAAGAAUACCUCAGCUGCAGUUGAUGCCUAUCGGCGCGCUGUGGAUAUAAAUCCUUGCGACUAUCGCGCCUGGUAUGGGUUAGGACAAGCUUACGAGAUGAUGGGAAUGCCCUUCUAUGCACUUCACUAUUUUAAGAAGUCGGUAUUCUUGCAGCCAAAUGAUUCUCGACUGUGGAUUGCCAUGGCUCAGUGUUAUGAAGCCAAACAGCUUCAUAUGCUUGAGGAGGCAAUCAAGUGUUACAAAAGGGCAGCUAAUUGUAAUGACAGAGAAGCAAUUGCUCUGCACCAAUUGGCAAAACUUCAUUGCGAACUUGGUCAUACUGAAGAGGCAGCAUUUUAUUACAAGAAGGAUUUGGACAGAAUGGAAGCUGAAGAGAGAGAAGGACCAAAUAUGGUGGAGGCUUUGAUGUUUCUUGCCCAACAUUGCAAAUCUAAGAAAAGAUUUGAGGAAGCAGAAGUGUAUUGUACUCGUCUUCUCGACUAUACUGGUCCAGAAAAGGAAACUGCAGAGAGUAUUCUUCGAGGAAUAAGAUACGAAAAGUUGGACGUUGAGCAUUUCCCGUCCUAAAAUUUCUAAGGCCAUACAAGUUUAUUUGAUAAUCGAUUUCGAAUCUUGGAAGUGCAAUGUCAACAUGAUGACCUACAAAGAGUAGUUGAUUAUGUCAUUAGAAAUUAGCUGGUGUUUUAUUGCAUAGUUUUCUUUAAUUUGAUUUCAUAAUCGGAUGGCGUAGCUAUAACAUUAUCAACAUUUCUUUUCUUGGAAUCAAAAGUUUUCUUGAUCAACCAUUGGGAAUUUGCAAUUGGUGCAGUCA